Messenger RNA from Sorghum bicolor (sorghum), 918 nucleotides. RefSeq names its product SKP1-like protein 3. Gene Ontology annotation, biological process: SCF-dependent proteasomal ubiquitin-dependent protein catabolic process. NCBI's taxonomy places the organism in Eukaryota, Viridiplantae, Streptophyta, Magnoliopsida, Poales, Poaceae. Gene Ontology annotation, molecular function: cullin family protein binding. The transcript has a single exon. Bases 314 to 832 code for a protein of 172 amino acids. The record is from RefSeq and is a predicted model, not a curated record. Gene Ontology annotation, cellular component: cytoplasm; nucleus.
UGAUGUGGACCAUUGUAGUGACCUCAUUGGGCGUGGUUUACACAAUACUACAAUUUAUUAUCCCGUCCACGUCCACGGAUUUAGCCCAUGGCGCGGCGGCCGUGGCCGCGCCAGAUGCAGAUCGUAUCCGACUAGUUUUCCGCCUCGCGUCUCGUAUAAAUCGCGAGCAAACCCUACCGUCUAUCGAAGCGGCGCAGCCACGCAUCGCGCAUCAAUUUCUCGAUCAUCCCAUAUAUAUAUAACAUUGAGAGAGAGAAGAAAGAAACGCCGGCUAAACCUAUAGUCCCCGGCAUAGCAUUGUCGAUCAGAAUAAAUGGCGUCGGAGAAGAAGGUGGUCUUCCUCCGCAGCUCGGACGGCGAGGCCUUCGAGGUGUCGGAGGAGGUCAUCAGCGCCGCCUCGGUGACGAUCAAGGGCAUGAUCGACGAGGAGUCGCCGUCCCGCGCGGACACCGCCGCCACCACCACGCUCGCGAUCCCGAACGUCACCGCCGCCACGCUCUCCCGCGUUCUCCACUACGUCAAUAAGCACUUCGACGCCGCCGCCGUCGUCGGCCGGCCCGACGACUACAUCUUCUGCGCACCCGGCGACGAGCACCCCCUCGCCCGCUUCGAUGACGACUUCGUCGACGUCGACAACGACACCCUUAUCGACCUGGUACAUGCGGCCGAGUACCUCCACAUCAAGAAGCUGUUCGACCUGACGUGCAAGGCGGUGGCGGAUAAGUUGAAGGGAAGGACAAUCGACCAGAUCCGCGAGACGUUUGGCAUCGUCAACGACUACACUGUGGAAGAGGAGGUGGAGGUUUACAGGGAGAACUCGUGGGCAUUCUAGUCAACCAACUAGAUAUAGUAAUUUUUUAUGCAAAAUUCAGUGCAAUGAUUAAUUAGUACUAAGUUCCAAGUCGAUCGAUUAACUUC